This is a messenger RNA of Ceratitis capitata (Mediterranean fruit fly), 2619 nucleotides long. It is a transcript of the gene Qsox1, whose product is annotated as sulfhydryl oxidase 1. The transcript is spliced from 3 exons. Gene Ontology annotation, molecular function: flavin-dependent sulfhydryl oxidase activity; protein disulfide isomerase activity. The coding region runs from base 351 to 2273 and encodes 640 amino acids. Gene Ontology annotation, biological process: protein folding. Lineage: Eukaryota; Metazoa; Arthropoda; Insecta; Diptera; Tephritidae. Gene Ontology annotation, cellular component: Golgi membrane. The record is from RefSeq and is a predicted model, not a curated record.
AUCUGCCAUCGCUUUCAGUUGUCGGGUAUUUGUAAGCAAAAACAGUUAUUGUUUAUCGGCAUUUCGGUGUGUGUUGGAUACUAAAUUUUUACAUUUCUCUAUUAGUAUCACUGCUAAUUUAAUAAAAAGUAAAUGACUUUAAAUAGGAAAAUAAGUACAAAUGUAAAUUAAGUGUGUGACCCGUGGAAGAUUUUCGUGGCAGCUAUAUUGCACAUAUCAGUUAUACCACAACAAGUAGACCUUGAGAAGAGCGAGUGAAUGUAGUAUUUCUAUGUGUGUGUCUAUUGGCUAAGACACCUUCAUACAACAAAGCUUUCCUCUAUUAGUUCCGCUUAAAAGUAAAUCCAGCAAUGACUACUACAUGGAGCGUUCUGGCGAAAUUAAUUGCCCUUGUUUUAGCAUUAAUCGGUCUUGCUGUGCUAACAUCUGGUAAAGUCUUACCUUCCCCAGUUUCAGCCCCAUCGGAAUCACCCAAAAUUGGUCUCUAUGAAAUCGAUGGAAAGGUGACAAUACUCACAGUGAAUAAUUUCAACGAUACAUUACUACGACAAAAUCGUUCCAUGCUUGUGGAGUUUUACAAUACAUUCUGCGGCCACUGUCAACGCUACGCACCACAUUACAAAGCUCUGGCCGAGCGUUUGUAUCCAUGGCGUGAGAUACUACUUGUAGCAGCUAUCGAUUGUAAUGCAUUUGAAAAUACUGGAAUAUGUCGUGAUUACGAAAUAUUUGCAUAUCCAACGGUACGUUACUUUUCACCCGAUUAUGUGUGCAAAGAAGGAAAUUGGGGACAAAAUAUCAACCCACAUGUUGAAUUAAAUGAAUUAACAGCAAAUCUGUCACAACGUUUAGCCGCGGAAAACAAUACCGACAAAAUACCAAACUAUCCAAAUCUGAAUAGUCUAACAGAAAAUGAAGCCAAAACACUUAAUAAAGUUUUUACUACAGAUAGUAAUAAAAAAUUUGUGAUAUUAGUUUAUGAGCCGGAGAAUUCCACAGUGGGUUUGGAAAGUAUACUGCAUUUCCACUUAUGGUCCGAUGUGCAAGUGCGUCGUAUUAACGACAUAAAUUUGGCUAAUACAUUCCAAAUAGAUGGUGGAAAACACAAAAUUGCAACUGUUGAUCCCCAAGGAAACGUUGUGCCAUAUGGUGUGACCGAAGACACUCCCCAAGCAUAUACGUCAACAAUUGAAAGUUUGCUCACUGCGCAGGGAUUUACACCGCGCACAGUAAAAGGCGUAAAAUCAGCUGUUGCAGAGGCUGAAAGUGCCAACAAUGAAAGUGAACACGCCGCUACUAUUUCAGAAGUACUAAACAACAAACAUUUAGUGUAUCAGGCUGAUCUGGAAAUGGCCAUUCGUCAAAUUCUGCUCAAUGAAGUACCGAAAGUCCACGAAAUAAACGGUGAACAGUUAUUGGCACUACAACGCGUGUUGGGCGUACUGCAACGCUACCAUCCACUUGGUCCAGAAGGCAAGACGGUCAUUCAGCGUCUAUAUGAAUAUGUCUUAAAUAGAAAUGAAACCAUCAACGGCGCCGCAUUCCAAGCAGAAUUUGAUACUUUAAAUCAGACUCAUGGACCAAUUUUCUCGUCGAAUCAUUUUGUUGGCUGUGUCACAUCGGAGCACAAUAAACGUGGCUACACUUGCUCACUGUGGACCCUAUUCCAUUAUCUAACAGUACAAGCUGCGCGUUUGGAAGUCAGCAAUGAUCCGUUGGAGGUGUUAACGGCCAUACAUGGUUAUGUGAAAUACUUUUUCGGCUGCACACAUUGCUCCGAACACUUUCAGGCCAUGGCAUCACGUCGAAAAAUCUGGAAUGUACCCAACAAAGACGAGGCCGUACUAUGGCUAUGGGCCGCACACAACGAAGUAAACGAGCGCUUGGCAGGCGAUGAAACUGAAGAUCCUAAAUUUCCGAAAAUACAAUUUCCCAGCGUGUCAAGUUGUCCGCAGUGCCAUAAGGAGCAGCCGAGCGCAUCCUCUAAUAUAGCCACAAUCGAUUGGGACAAAGAUGCUGUGCUGAGUUUCCUUAAGAACAUACACAAUCCCGGCUAUAUUAGCCGAUACGGCGUGGACAAUGAUGCUGUACUGCAUCUAUCCUUGGAUAAGCUGCGUCAGAAACGUAUGAUUGGUGGCCUUUUCUCCGAAACGGAUGCGCGUUUAACCAUUUUGUUGUAUGGAUGCUGCAUACUUAUAAUGGGUUUGGCCGUAAGACUGGUCCAAAUGAAGAAACAUCGUAAAAAGCCAAACUGUGAAGUGCUGGGGAAGGCGUAAAGCAAGGAUAAAAGUGGACCAUAUUGAAAACUUUUAAUACAAAAAAUUGUUUAAUUCGGAAAUCAAAGUGCAAUACUCAAUCAAAUGAAUGUGUAGUGUUGUUGCGGUGUGUGCCAAGUGUUUUCCAUACGAUGAAAAGUCAAUUUUUCGCUCUUUGCUGAAAAAAAAAGACAAACCACUCUUUUGAAAAGCGAUUCCAUUUUUAGUCUAAUUUUUAUUAUGUAAAAUAUAUGUAUGUCUAUAUUAAAGUAUGUGCUUGUAUAAAACAUGUAGAAUGUGAGGACUUGACUUUGGUAUUUGAAAGAAAGAAAUACACAAAUACAAACACCUACACUUAAAUCGAUUC